UGAAGUUUAUCACUCUUCUACCCCUAUUGUUUCUAGUAUUGAGUAUUGAACGUACAUGACAUAUCCCAACUCACCGUUCACCUUCCCAACAUUGGCUCCAAUAGCUCCAUGGACAUUCCCUCCGUUCUCAUUUGGUGGCCCUUCAUUGUUCGGUGAUUCAUCCAUUCUCAUUUCAAUUACAAUUUGUGAUAAACCAAAAGGUGGCGAUCCAAACUCACAUUGUGAAGUGCUCAACAUCCCGAAAAACACCAGUUGAUUGUCAAAUUGCAUUCGGAGAAAAAUUGAAAGAAGUUCUGGAGAACAAGGAACAUGAAUAAUAUAGCAAAAAUAACGGUUUUCUUGUUUCAAUUGAAACAUUCAAAGUAACUGUUCUCAAUAAAGCAAUUGAAU
This is a messenger RNA of Caenorhabditis elegans, 390 nucleotides long. RefSeq names its product Ovule protein (gene Y45F10B.59). The record is from RefSeq and is marked reviewed. The transcript has 2 exons. Bases 56 to 256 code for a protein of 66 amino acids. Lineage: Eukaryota; Metazoa; Nematoda; Chromadorea; Rhabditida; Rhabditidae.